UGGCGCUGCGGCCGCGCGCGAGGUCGUACGAGCCCUGCGAGGCCUGCGGCCACUGACCGCGCUCUCGCGGCGGGCCGCGGCCGCGCCGCCCCGCGGCGCCUCCGAUCUCGAGGGCCCUGCCGCGGCCGGCGCGGCCGCUCUGCGCGCUGCUCGGCGCGCCGCUCGGCGCCACGGCCCUGCGCCAGGGCUCGGCGUUGGCCCCGCCAGGGCUUUGGCGCUCUCGGCGCCAGGGCUCGCCCUGCCACGGGUCCUGAGCGCCUCGGCGCCGGAGCGGAGGGGGUGUCGAGAGGGGCCCUGGCUCCUCGGGGGCGAGUGGUAAUUAAGAAUUCGACCGCUGCACGGAAUUAGCUCGCUUGCUGGGUGGGACUGGCUCCCACGCUGCUGGUGACCCUCGUGUGCGGGUUGGAGCUCCCAUUACGCUUUUCCCCCAGCGAGGCUAGAAACACCAGCUUUGAAUACACCGCGAAUCCGAAUCCGCCGUCUUCCGCUUACUCUGCUCGCGCGUCGCUAGAGACCGACAUUGAAUAAUUGAAAUAGUGGAGGCCCCGUUCCUAGGUUUCCACCCAGCUUUUGAAAGCUCGUGUGCCUCUGUGCUCUCCUCUGUUGCUAGUCUUCGGAGAAUCGCAGCGCGCAGUGCAUGGGCUGAGUCAUUGUGCAGUGCGAACCGCGGGGAGGAUGGUGCGAGUUGUUGUGCAGAUUCGGACAGUCGUCUGGUCGCUGCGCUCUCUGAGACCGUGUGCUUACACGGGUCUGUGGGCGUAUCUUUGUCUGCGCAUUCUUGUAUCUCCCCAGGUUUCCAGAUGCUCUCCGCAUGCCAUUCACAUCCUCGGUGGUUCGCCAGUUGCCGGAUGACCAGAAAGC
Molecule: messenger RNA, 861 nt
Organism: Prorocentrum cordatum
Lineage: Eukaryota; Dinophyceae; Prorocentrales; Prorocentraceae
Source: the annotation of a GenBank genome assembly